This is a messenger RNA of Arachis stenosperma, 1353 nucleotides long. RefSeq names its product protein trichome birefringence-like 4. The record is from RefSeq and is a predicted model, not a curated record. The transcript is spliced from 4 exons. The coding region runs from base 1 to 1353 and encodes 450 amino acids. Gene Ontology annotation, molecular function: O-acetyltransferase activity. Gene Ontology annotation, cellular component: Golgi apparatus. Lineage: Eukaryota; Viridiplantae; Streptophyta; Magnoliopsida; Fabales; Fabaceae.
AUGGCGUGCUUCAAGAAGCCAUGGUUCGCAUCAUCUGAAUUUUCAAGAAACCUUCAACAACGUCCAAGAACUCAUCACAUUCUUACGGUUCCUUUCUUCCUUCUCUCCCUCUUCCUCCUCUCUGCAUCUUACACCAGCAACUCUCCCACUCCCUACCCCGCCGCCACCCCAUUAUUCCCUCCAUCUUCUCCUUUCUCCAACUCCCACAUGCUUUCCAAACCACGCAGCAGAAGCACCUUGUCUUCCGUCACCGCCGCAGAGAGAACUCACGCCAACUCCACCAACAGUGACUCACAAGCUAUCAGAGACCUCGCUUCCUGCGACAUCUUUGAUGGCACUUGGGUUCGCGAUGAACAUGCCGAACCACUUUACCAACAUGCUUCAUGUCCUUAUCUUGAUGACGCUUUCAACUGCUUCAAGAAUGGACGUUCAGAUUUUGAUUAUCUUAAAUAUCGAUGGAAGCCACACGGUUGCCACAUUCCAAGGUUUGAUGGGUUGAAAAUGUUGCGGAUGCUAAGAGGUAAGAGGGUGGUGUUUGUAGGAGACUCCUUGAACAGGAACAUGUGGCAAUCCCUCGCGUGUUCUCUGAGAGCUUCUCUCAAAGAUAAGACCAGAAUCUAUGAAGUUUCGGGACGCCGUGAAUUCAGGACUCAAGGUUUUUUCUCUCUCAAUUUCAGAGACUAUGCAUGCUCGAUAGAGUUUGUGAAAUCCCCAUUUCUAGUUCAAGAAUGGAAAGUGUUACGAAAUACGGGUCAAAGAGAGACUCUGAGGCUUGACAUGAUCCAAGCUUCUAAGUCUCAAUACAAUAAUGCUGAUAUCAUCAUUUUCAACACAGGCCACUGGUGGAAUCACUACAAAACCAGAAACGGCAUAAAUUACUUUCAAGAAGGGAAUCAUGUGUAUGAGAGACUACAAGUUUCGGAAGCAUUAAGGAAAGCACUGAAGACAUGGGCGGAUUGGGUGGAUUCGAGAGUGGACAGGAGGCGCACAAGGGUGUUCUUCACAGGAUUCUCAGCUUCUCACUACAAAGGAGGGCAAUGGAACUCUGGAGGAAAAUGUGAUGGAGAGAAGGAACCAAUAACAAACGAGAGGUACCUUGGAGAAUAUCCAUGGACAAUGAGGAUACUUGAAAGUGUGAUAUCAGAGAUGAAGACACCAGUGUUUUACCUCAACAUUACAAAGAUGACUGAUUACAGAAAAGAUGGCCAUCCCUCUGUCAAUAAUAACAAUAAAGGGCGGCUAAGAACAACGGUUCAGGAUUGCAGCCAUUGGUGCCUCCCUGGAAUUCCAGACUCCUGGAAUGAACUUCUUUAUGCCACUCUUCUCAUAGCACAUAACAACACUCAUUUUUAG